UGUCAAACGUCGCGAAAUUUUCACUGCUCGAUCGCUCCAGAUUUUCGCCUAAAACGACGUGUAACUGUUGCCCAGGAUGGCCAAAAAGAAAGGAGAAGACCAGGACUUUGAGGAGGAGCCCAACUUUGACGACCCAGAAGGAUUCGUGGACGAUGUUUCCGACGAUGAACUGCUGGGGGAUUUUCUGAGGCAGAAGCCGUGCGAAUCGGAUGGGGUAGAAAAUGUGAUCGUGGUUGACAACAUUCCGGUCGUCGGUGCGGCGCGCUUCCAGAAGCUGAACGGCAUCAUCGAGAAGCUGUUCAAGAACGCCGGCACCAUCGUGAACGUGCACUACCCGAAAGAUGAAGAGGAUAACACGAAGGGGUACGCCUUUAUCGAGUACCAGAAUCAGGAUAGUGCGGAAGAGGCGGUGAAAUCGUUGAACAAUCAUCGGCUCGACAAGCACUAUAAGCUGCUGGUGAACCGGUUUUCCGACUUCCAGAAGUAUUCGGAUAUACCGAAAGAAUGGUCACCGCCGCAGCCCCAACCGUACAAGGUGCAGAACGAUCUGUACAACUUCUUGGUGGAAUCGGACGCGCAGGAUCAGUUCUGUGUGGUGUCGGAAACCAUCCCCGGUUCGGUUCAGGUACAGUUUUGUCAAAAUACGCAACCUGAACCGACGGAGCUGCUGAAACGUGAACGCUUCACCGAUACGUACGUCAAGUGGUCCCCGAAAGGCACGUACAUUGUAACGUUCCACAAGCAGGGCGUCAUCAUCUGGGGCGGAUCGAACUUCGUGAAGGUGAAUAAAUUCCCGCACGGUAAUGCACAGUACGUGGACAUCUCGCCAUGCGAACAGUACCUCGUGACGUACGGCCCGAAUGGGCAGAAGAUCGUUAUCUGGGACAUUCGCACCGGUGCAGAGAAGCGCGCAUUCGUUUCCGACGGUACGUCAAACGCGUCGAUGUUGCGCUGGUCGCACGAUGACCGGUACGUGGCCCGUCUAGUGGACAGUCAGAUACAGAUCUACGACACGACCACCUUCUUCCUGCUGGACAUGAAGUCCAUUAAGGUGGAAGGCAUCCGCAACUUUAGCUGGUCGCCAACGGACAACAUCAUCGCCUAUUCUGUGGCGGAAGAAGUGGACGUCCCGGCGAAGGUAACAUUGAUGGCCAUCCCGAAGAAGACGGAACUGCGCACGAAGAAUCUGUUCAAUGUGGCCGACUGCAAGAUACACUGGCAAAAAUCGGGCGACUAUCUGUGCGUGAAGGUGGAUCGGUUUUCGAAGUCAAAGAAGGAGAAAAAAGAUAAGAAGGAUUCGGAUGUGAAAUUCCUCGGCAUGUUUUAUAACUUUGAGAUUUUCCACAUGCGCGAAAAGGACAUUCCGGUCGAUUCAGUGGAGGUUAAGGAAACGAUCCUUGCCUUCGCCUGGGAACCGGUCGGCUCCAAAUUCUCCAUCAUCCAUGGUGAGCCCGCGUCCGCUAACGUAAGCUUCUACGAAACCAACAAAGGCCAGGAGCCGGUGCUGGUAAAGAAGUUGGAGAAGAAGGUAUGCAGCCACCUGUUCUGGUCACCGAGGGGACAGUUUAUCGUGCUAGCCAAUCUGCAGAUGGGAUCUUUCGAGUUUGUGGACACGAACGAUUUCAGCAUCAUGAAAACGGGCGAUCAUUAUCGCGCAUCGGAGGUAGAGUGGGAUCCAACUGGACGUUUCGUUGUGACGGGAACAUCCGGAAAGGCAAAGGAAGACCAAGGCUAUUACAUGUGGUCAUUCCAAGGACGUAUUGUGAAACGUGUGAAUCUGAAGAACUUCAUGCAGUUCCUGUGGCGUCCGCGUCCACCGACCCUGCUGUCGGAGGCGAAGCAAAAGGAGAUACGGAAGAAUUUGAAGAAGUACUACUCGCAGUUCGAGAGCAAGGAUCGUUUGCGAAUGACCCGUGCGUCGAAGGAGCUGAUCGAGAAGCGUGCGAAGCUGCGUGAGCAGUUCACCGAGUAUCGCUCGAAACGCGUCAAGGAAUGGGAGGACCAGAAGAAGCGUCGUAUGCAGUUGCGAAACAACAUCGACACAGACACGCUGGAAGCAGAUCCAGAUAACGUAGAGGAGGAAAUAGUUGAAAUUCUUGUUCGUGAAGAUACCACCAUUAUCGAGUAAUCCGUAGAAGGCAACAACGAGGGCUUUGGUGGCGUCCGCAACUAGCCGUCAACAUUCUACCCUUACGCCGGUGUGACCGCUUUCGUGUUUGGGAGCGCUGUCACACGUGUGGGGAUCUUUUACUGUGGUGGGAGGUACGCAGCAAGCGACGUAAGAAAGUACGGAACUUGUAGAGUAGUUCCGCAUACGCACACGCCGAACAUUUCACUUCGCUUUACUGUUUUAUAAUCCGACGGGACCGUGUGUGCGUGUUUGUGCAACUGGGAGCAAAUAGCUCCUGAAAGUGUGUGGAUUUUGGUUCAAUGGUGUGUUGGAAGAUCCAGUUGAUUCAUACCAAUUAAAUCAGGAAAAGAGCAGAGCAGGAAAGGCAGAGACACAUUCAGGUGCCCUUAUCCCUAAGGUAAACAACAAAACGAAAACGAAGUUCUACGAAAGGAAGCGUUUUGUUGUUCGCAUCUUUAACAGCUUGUUUGGGUAGAGGGUGGCGAACACUGGUUAAAAUUGAGGUGCGCAUUGACAUUAUCGGCCCCAGUCCAGUUUCAUCAUCAGAGGAACGGUUCUAUUUCAGAAGUAGCUUAAAUAACUAAUCCUCAAUAAGAUAAUAGUGUACCAUCAGUUAAUUCGAAAGGCGUACUCUUCAGUAUGAUUAUUAAUAAAUAUAUUAUGCUAUUGUACGAUACAUCAUUGG
This is a messenger RNA of Anopheles moucheti, 2816 nucleotides long. It is a transcript of the gene eIF3b, whose product is annotated as eukaryotic translation initiation factor 3 subunit B. The record is from RefSeq and is a predicted model, not a curated record. The coding region runs from base 77 to 2128 and encodes 683 amino acids. The transcript has 4 exons. NCBI's taxonomy places the organism in Eukaryota, Metazoa, Arthropoda, Insecta, Diptera, Culicidae. Gene Ontology annotation, biological process: translational initiation. Gene Ontology annotation, cellular component: eukaryotic translation initiation factor 3 complex. Gene Ontology annotation, molecular function: translation initiation factor binding; translation initiation factor activity; RNA binding.